AUGAGUUGCACUGAUGUAGGGGUACAAAACGUAGGGUUGGAUGGUCCAGCGAACCGAAACAAUUCCCAAUGGACAAAGGAGGAUUUUAAAGAGCGUUAUUGGGUUGUAUCACUGAGAAGAAGAAAAAGUCUUUUUAUUUAUCAAAAUUACAACAUACAAAUUAUAAAAACAAUAUAA
Nezara viridula (southern green stink bug) is the source of this 177-nucleotide messenger RNA. The record is from the annotation of a GenBank genome assembly. NCBI's taxonomy places the organism in Eukaryota, Metazoa, Arthropoda, Insecta, Hemiptera, Pentatomidae.